Molecule: messenger RNA, 3027 nt
Organism: Clupea harengus (Atlantic herring)
Lineage: Eukaryota; Metazoa; Chordata; Actinopteri; Clupeiformes; Clupeidae
Gene: smpd3
Product: sphingomyelin phosphodiesterase 3
Biological process (GO): sphingomyelin metabolic process
Cellular component (GO): cytoplasm; extracellular region
Molecular function (GO): sphingomyelin phosphodiesterase activity
Source: RefSeq, a predicted model, not a curated record
GAGAGCCGCACGCAGUCCGUCGGUUUCAGCAAGACGGCCAUGAGGUGGAUUCUCAAAGGCUUCUAAAGCAUCUGAGUACAUCAGUUCACCGCUUUUCACCGACACUUACCGAACGACAAGUUUUAAACCUGUUUGAACAGCCUACGUUGUGUCUACCGCUUCCUUAUGUGGAGAAUGAAACGGGUUUCGUCGGCAUGGUCUCUUUGCUCACCACUGGGACACCUCUAAUCCCGUCUGCAACCAUGUUAACAAGCUCUACACACUAGCUCGACACACUAGCUCCUUAGCUUCACUGACUAGCCAUGUUAGCAAGCUCUACACACUAGCUCACUUGCUCAUUCACUGACUAAAGAGGAAGUGUGUAGGACUGGCUGCUUACGCACAAAAGAAUCAUGUAGUGUCCCUCUCUCUUUACCAAGGGGGGCGGGUACAAUUUUGUAUUUUUUAUAUUUUUUUUCCAACUUUUUGUAUAUUUGCGAGAAGAAGAGGAGAUGGGCCUGCAUGCCUCUCCCUACCCAAGUGCCUUGCUCUGCUUCCUGGACGGCCUGUCCUGGGGGUUCAUCUUCCCCUGCUAUUGGCUGCUGGACCGCCUGCUGGGAUCCUGUGUGCCCACCUCCCUGGAGAGGCGCCGCCGCUCACAGGACCCCUGCUCGUUCUCGUCCCUCAGCGUGGCGGUGGCGGUGCCCCUGUACCUGCUGCUGCUGCUGGCCUCGCUGCCUCUGGCCCUGCUGGGCUUCCUGGUGUGGGCGCCCCUGCAGGCGACCAGGCAGUCUUACCUCUACACCCACGAGCCAAUCAGCGACAAGCAGCGGGCAGCCGAGCAGGGGGCGGGGCUGGUACCGGGCGAGUGGCGUCCGCAGGGGCGGAGCUUCUGUUUCGGCAGUGCCAACGUGUGCCUGCUGCCGGAUGCCCUCGCCCGCUUCAACAACCUGACCAACACGCAGGCCCGCGGCACAGAGAUAGGCAGACGCAUCCGCAAUGGAGCCAGCCGUCCGCAGAUCAAGAUUUACAUCGACUCCCCAACCAACACCUCCAUCAGCGCCGCCUCUUUCAGCAGUCUGGCCGCUCAGAACAACGCAGGGGGCUUCAGACGCACCUCCUCCCUGGACCAGCGGGCGGAGCCGGAGCCUGCAGACACCCCUGCUGGUGACUGCCCCGCCCACCACUCGCCAGACUGCCCCGCCCACCCCUGUGCAGGUCUACCUUCUACCACCGCAUCAUCGAACUGCCCUGCACACCCAUCAGUAACUACCCCUGCCAUCACAGCGUCAGCCGACUGCCCCGCCCAUUCCUCAAGUGCGUCAUGCUCCGCUCCUGACUGCCAUCUGCCCUCAGAGGCCAAUCAGAAUACUCCAGAUUGUCCCCUGCACUCCUCCAAUCAGGACACCCAUGACUGCCCUAUGCACUCCUCCAAUCAGAUUGCUUCUGACUGUCCCAUGCAGUCCUCCAAUCAGAAUGCUCCUGACUGCCCCCUGCACUCCUCCAAUCAGAUUGCUUCUGACUGUCCCAUGCAGUCGUCCAAUCAGAAUGCUCCUGACUGCCCCCUGCACUCCUCCAAUCAGAUUGCUUCUGACUGUCCCAUGCAGUCGUCCAAUCAGAAUGCUCCUGACUGCCCUAUGCACUCCUCCAAUCAGAUUGCUCCUGACUGCCCCAUGCCCUCCUCCAAUCAGAAUGCUCCAGACUGCCCCCUCCACCCGUCUGGUGUGCAGAUCAGCAUCAGCGCCCCGGAGCCCAACGGGCGGCAGGACCCCGAGCGGAGGAACCCCCGCCCUGACGCCGACACAGGCAGCCUGGACAGCCGCACCGCUUCCCGCGAGUCCCUCACCCGUUUCCACGGUGAUGGGGUGCCGUCCAACAACACGCUCUCGCACCGCACCUCCAUGGUCAAGCGCCACGUGGGCCGCAAGCGUCGCCAUGGAGAUGACGGCUUCGAUCAUGAGGUCACGGCUUUCUUCCCAGCCAACCUUGACUUCCUGUGUCUACAGGAAGUGUUUGACGAGCGGGCCGCCGGCCGUCUGAGGCGGCAGCUGCACCGCUACUUUCCCUACCUGCUGAGCGACGUGGGUCGAUACGCAUGGAGGGGGUGCUGCUCGCGCUUCAAGUUCCUCAACAGCGGCCUGCUCCUAGCCAGCCGCUACCCAAUCCUGGACGCCCACUACGAGUGCUACCCCAACGGGCGAGGGGAGGACGCUCUGGCUUCCAAGGGCGCACUCUUUGCCAAGGUGCAGGUGGGGACCUCCAGCAGCGACCAGAGGGUGGUGGGCUACAUCGCCUGCACACACCUGCACGCCAUCGAAGGGGAUGCAGCGGUGCGCUGUGAGCAGUUGGACCUGAUCCUACAGUGGGGGAUGGAGUUCCGGAGGGCCACAUCCUGCCCAGUGGGAGAGAAGGGGCUGGAGGACCAGGUGGCUUUUGACGUCAUCCUGGGCGACCUCAAUUUUGACAACUGUUCUUCAGAGGACAAGAUGGAGCAGCAGCACGUGUUCUUCAGCCACUACAAGGACCCGUGCCGCCUAGGGCCAGGGGAAGACAAACCGUGGGCACUGGGUACUCUACUGGACACAGAUGGACUGUAUGAUGAGGAAGUCAGUUCUCCAGAGAGUCUCCAAAAGGUGAUGGAGAACGAGGAGGCGCGGAAAGAGUACUUAGUUUACCCCAAGAGCAAGAACCAGUGCCACAAUCAGAAAGGCCGGAAGAUUCCGCUCAAGGGCAACGGCAGGAGGAUCGACUACAUCCUCUAUCGCGAAGAUGGCUUACAGCAAGACUGGAAAGCGGACAUUGAAGAGUUCAGCUUCAUCACACAGCUGGCUGGCAUCACAGACCAUCUGUCUGUAGCCAUGAGGCUGGCCGUGACCACGGGCGAGGAGGAGCCGUAGGAGCACACACACACCUCCUCACACACCUCCUCCGCCACCACAGUGGAGACAGAGCACCAGGCCGCCAGCCUGCAUGGAGUGGACGGGAGAGAGAGAGAGAGAGAGAGAGAGGGAAAGAGAGAGAGGGAGAGAGAGAGAGAAAGAGAGGGAG